Centropristis striata (black sea bass) is the source of this 3071-nucleotide messenger RNA. It is a transcript of the gene dmbx1a, whose product is annotated as diencephalon/mesencephalon homeobox 1a. Gene Ontology annotation, molecular function: RNA polymerase II transcription regulatory region sequence-specific DNA binding; DNA-binding transcription factor activity, RNA polymerase II-specific. Gene Ontology annotation, biological process: regulation of transcription by RNA polymerase II. The transcript is spliced from 5 exons. The record is from RefSeq and is a predicted model, not a curated record. NCBI's taxonomy places the organism in Eukaryota, Metazoa, Chordata, Actinopteri, Perciformes, Serranidae. The coding region runs from base 207 to 1382 and encodes 391 amino acids.
AUCGCAAGGACAGACUGGAUGAGUUUUACGUGACCGCGACGUGUUAUUAUCUCAUGCCGGACACAAGGACGGAGAAGAGUUGGCAUUAAAAUAAAACAACACUCAGCGGCCGAAAGAGGAGAAGAGAAAGUUGAGGAUUCUUGGUUGACUCGGUGAAAAGUGACGGAGGAGACAACUGUCUCUAUAAGAGGUAGCGACCUCUCACCAUGCAGCACUACGGGGUGAACGGCUACUCUCUGCACGCCAUGAACUCCCUCAGCGCCAUGUACAACCUGCACCAGCAGGCCGCGCAACAGGCGCAGCACGCGCCCGACUACCGGCCCUCCGUGCACGCGCUCACACUGGCAGAGAGACUAGCUGACAUCAUCCUGGAGGCUCGCUACGGCUCUCAGCACCGCAAACAGCGCCGGAGCCGCACGGCCUUCACCGCGCAGCAGCUGGAAGCGCUGGAGAAGACUUUCCAGAAGACACACUACCCGGAUGUGGUGAUGAGGGAGCGGCUGGCCAUGUGCACCAACCUGCCAGAGGCCCGUGUGCAGGUUUGGUUCAAAAACCGCAGAGCCAAGUUCCGUAAGAAGCAGCGCAGCCUGCAGAAGGAGCAGCUCCAGAAGCAGAAGGAGGCGUCAGGGGAAGGAGGAAGUGAGAAGGAGGAGGCACCUCCCUCCACCACUAUCCUUCCUGACACCCAGCUCCCUCCUUCAUCCUCCUCCUCCUCCUCCUCUUCUCUGGAGACCGAGGGUCCUGUAGUUCAUCCUGUACCUCUGGACAUGGAGCUGAACGUCACGUCAGCAGAACACUCUGGCAGCGAGUCUGCUACAGAGGACAAUGCCACAGAUAAGGAGGACGAGAGUAAAUCUCAGAGAGAGGAGAUGAAGUGUGAGAGAGCAGUGACUCCUGAGGACGUCUCUCCAGGCUGCAAAAGACUCAGUCCUAAACCAGAUUCCCCCCUGAUCUCUCCAUCUGUGACCCCGUCCUCUUCCUCCAGCAGCGGCCUGGCCAGCAGCGCUCCUCUCCCUCAGAGCCACUCUUACUCUUCCUCCCCCCUCAGCCUGUUUCGUCUGCAGGAGCAGUUCCGCCAGCACAUGGCCGCCACCAACAACCUGGUGCACUACCCUGCCUUUGACCUGUCUGCCCCGUCUUCACUCCCCUACCUGGGAAUGAAUGUCAACAUGCCCCCCGCGCCGCUGGGCUCUCUGCCCUGCCAGUCUUACUACCAGUCGCUGUCGCAUCACGCCCAGCAGGUGUGGAACAGCCCGCUGCUGCAGGCGUCGGCUGCAGGCGGCCUCACCAGCCACAACAGCAAGACCACCAGCAUCGAGAACCUGCGUCUGAGGGCCAAACAGCACGCUGCCUCGCUGGGACUGGACACAAUGUCUAACUGAGAAUCAGAUUGUAUGGAGGACAGUGUAAACUGGGCCAGAGCCUCGGCCCACACAUCACCACAUCCCACUGCGUGUCUGUGUGACUGUGAUAGUUCUUUAGGAGCCGUGUGCUGACCCCUCAAGUAGAUGGGCACAGAACAUGCAGAGAUGUCCAAAAAUACAACAUGCCAACAUGCACUGGACCUACAGAACUACAUUAAACAGCUUUUUAAGGCAGCCCACACAGCUCGUUUGACUCCUCUUAGCUUCCGUUGCAGCUCAAGGUCCAGAAGUAUAACCAUGGGAAAAGAGAGCCCAUAAGAUACUGAAACAUGCUAAAAUAAUGCGACGGAUCAAUGUGAAGGAAUGUUUCGACUCAGAGGACAGUGAACGCAUCCGUGACUCAUAUGAUAAUGUUUCCAACAGACACGUAAUGCUGGACCUUCUGAAUUUCAAAAAGAAUUUUAAAAAAUUAUCACUGAAAAUGAUACACAGCUGAUUAUGGAUGCACUCGGUUUAAAAGACAAUGCAAAUAAUGUUUACAAGAAUAAUGUGAAUAAAUGAGGCACUUUUGAAGGAAUUGGGCUCGCUGGCCAGGAGGAAAAAGGUAACGCUCGCGCAGCAAAGAGACCAUUUCUGUCACAGGACCAUUGACAUUUCAAUUAAGCAACGUGGUUAUGUACAUAGCAUGUACUACAUAACAGCACACAAAUAUAAAUAAACUGCAAGCCAUGUUGUCCUCAACAGCAUAAUUAAAAGUGACUAAUUUACCAGUUUAAUGGCCAGUAAUAUGCCACUUUGUACAGAGGCUGGCUUGAUAAUGAGAAAAUGAUUUCAGUGACUAAAUUCUCAAAGCUUUUAAUUACAUUUUGCCCUGGGCUGAGGGAGCUGGGGCAAAUGCAAUUAUGAACAUGCAUACCAUUUAAGACCGCCUUUACAAAUUCAAAAAGGUCUGUGCACUAAAAUGGUCAAUUACGAUUGACAUCAGUUUACCAUGAGGUGAUCAAUUUCCUUUGAAUACAAAAUGAUAUGGUAAACAAAUUUGGAUAAAUUACACAGUUAUUCUCGCCUUAAUAAUCUCUUGAGGAAACAUGCAGCUUUUCAUUGAAAGUCACACUGACUGUUAGCACUUGAUGAGGAGAAUCACACACGUCUCUGAUGUUUUCUGUUAAUGUGUUCUUGAAGAUAAUGUCUUCAUAUGGAAAAAAAAUGCACAUUAUUUUAAUAUGUAAAAUACAAAAAGUCUAUCUAUUAAUGUUCACUGGUAAGGUAAUUGUAAAGUUCAUAUUAUGUUGUAUAAUUGAUUAUGGACUCCUUUAGCUGUCAGAUUGUAAGAUUGUAUUUGCUGAGCUCACCGGCAGCCCCGUCUAACCCUCCUCUCUUGGUUGUCUGUGUAACAAUCCUGGCUUCAAUUCAUACUGAAUGUGUUCAGUUUCUUCUCUGAAAGUGGGCAAACUUCAGUGAAUUGACCCGAGUCCUCUGUGUACUGCUGUCUACUUGAGUUCUGUUGUUGCUAUUAUUCUAAUGCUGUCCCCCAACUGUCUCUGUCAAACUACUUGGUCCAGUGGUAGAUAGAUUUAUAAUGGUGGAGGCGGAGUGAGCGGACCAUCAGCAGUGUUGUUUCCUUUACUCCUCCCUAACAAUGUAGACUUGAACUAGUGUUGUUGUAAAAUAAUCGCAAAUAAAAACAUUGCUUGAAGAUCUUUAUAA